Priapulus caudatus is the source of this 462-nucleotide messenger RNA. RefSeq names its product sodium/potassium/calcium exchanger 3-like. The transcript is spliced from 4 exons. The record is from RefSeq and is a predicted model, not a curated record. Lineage: Eukaryota; Metazoa; Priapulida; Priapulimorpha; Priapulimorphida; Priapulidae. Gene Ontology annotation, molecular function: calcium, potassium:sodium antiporter activity; calcium channel activity. The annotation marks the transcript as partial. Gene Ontology annotation, biological process: calcium ion transmembrane transport; intracellular calcium ion homeostasis. Gene Ontology annotation, cellular component: membrane.
AUGCAGAAGUCUCGCGCCGUGAUGCUGCAGACAUUUCCAUUUGGUCGUCACAUGCUAUCGCAGUCGACGAACGCAGAGGCCAUCGAUGAUCUUCACUCGGCGACAAGCAAGCCACACGGGAAGAAGGUCGUGGAGUGGGAACGCUGUGACUACGAGCUCGCUCACUGUACCUACUGCUGGCUCGUGUUCUAUCUCUUCGCCAUACUCAUCACCUUCGUAGCACUAGCAAUAAUAUGUGAUGAUUUCUUCGUGCCAUCACUCGAAGCAAUAUCCGAGAAGCUGGAGCUAUCGGAGGACGUUGCCGGGGCAACGUUUAUGGCCGCUGGCUCGUCCGCGCCGGAACUGUUCACCUCCGUGGCGGGAGUCUCCGUAGAGAGCGACGUCGGUGUGGGAACGAUAGUAGGGUCAGCAGUAUUCAAUAUUCUCAUCAUCAUAGCGCUGUCUUCUGCACUUGCUGGGCAG